CUAACCACUUGAACAUCAACAAUGCUGUAAUAGACAAAAUCAUGGAUAUGCAACGAAUAAAUGGUUUUCUGUGCAAUCCAGUAAACAGUAAUCUCUUGACUGAGUUCUUCCACUCAUGUAUCAAUGAAGUGAGUAAUUAUUCGUCACCAACUUUUCAACAGUUUGCAAACAUAGGUUGGACUGAAGAUGAAUAUGAAUUUUUUCACCAGUUAACUAUUUCUCUUCUUAAGGAGCCAACAAUUUGUUGUUUAGACCGAGAGAAGAUAUCACCACAAUCAACGAAUUAUGCCAUCGAUAUUCCAGAAGAAUUGUUGAAUUGUGUAAAAACUAGAUUAAGUCAUAUUACUGAUACUCUUAUAAUUAAUUAUUCGCAAAAAUAUAUGCCAAUAUUAACUGAUUUCGAUUGGAGAGUGCACGUGGUAAUGGGAUCUAGCAGUGUUGCUUCAAUAAGACAACCAUUGCUCCAAUUAGACUUAAAAAUCAAAGAUCAAAAUUUAGAAAGGAUAGAGAAACUUGAAAUGAAUGAAGAAGAGCUGGAACAUUUUAUUAAAGUGCUCGAAUCAACAGAGUGAUUAAUUUUGAACAUAAUUGUAAUAUAUUUAUAAAACUAUCUAAUUUUAUAUCCUUUAAUUGAUAUAUUAAAAAUUAUAAAAUAGCAAGGUUUAA
Molecule: messenger RNA, 666 nt
Organism: Chelonus insularis
Lineage: Eukaryota; Metazoa; Arthropoda; Insecta; Hymenoptera; Braconidae
Exons: 3
Coding region: 42-572 (176 amino acids)
Source: RefSeq, a predicted model, not a curated record